This is a messenger RNA of Symphalangus syndactylus (siamang), 4085 nucleotides long. It is a transcript of the gene SNTB1, whose product is annotated as syntrophin beta 1. The record is from RefSeq and is a predicted model, not a curated record. Gene Ontology annotation, cellular component: intracellular anatomical structure; synapse; dystrophin-associated glycoprotein complex. Lineage: Eukaryota; Metazoa; Chordata; Mammalia; Primates; Hylobatidae. Gene Ontology annotation, molecular function: structural molecule activity; protein binding.
CCCUUCACCGUCAGCGUGCCUCCUCCCACGGACUCUCUCCAGGCUGAGCUGCUCCGCGGCUCCGCUUGCUUUGGGGUUUUGCAACUGGCUGCUGGCUUUUUUCCCCUCCCCUGUCUCGGUCUCUCGUUCUUCUUUUAGGUUGCUCCACCCCGCUCAGGAUCAGGCGAGGGGGAACCAGCCUGACUGCAGCUGCCAACUCCCGCCGAGUGCAUCUGCGAACUCCCGGAGCGGAGUCCCGCCGGCCGCCACCUCCCCGCGGGACGCACUCUCCUCGCUCCCACGGGCCCCGCGUCCUCCCCCCGGCCACCCUUCCCCACUUUUCCCCCCUUUUCCAAUCACAUGGCAUUUUAAGAAUGCCAGAAAGAUGGCGGUAGCGGCGGCGGCGGCGGCGACUGGGCCGGCUGGCGCGGGAGGCGGCCGGGCGCAGCGGAGCGGACUCCUGGAAGUUUUGGUGCGGGAUCGCUGGCACAAAGUUCUGGUGAACUUGAGCGAGGACGCCCUGGUUCUGAGCAGCGAGGAGGGCGCUGCGGCGUACAACGGCAUCGGGACCGCCACCAAUGGCUCGUUCUGCAGGGGCGCCGGUGCCGGGCACCCGGGCGCGGGCGGCGCGCAGCCCCCGGACUCGCCCGCCGGGGUCCGCACCGCUUUCACCGACCUGCCCGAGCAGGUACCCGAGUCCAUCUCGAACCAGAAGCGUGGCGUGAAGGUGCUGAAGCAGGAGCUGGGCGGGCUGGGGAUCAGCAUCAAGGGGGGCAAGGAGAACAAGAUGCCCAUUCUCAUCAGCAAGAUCUUCAAGGGGCUGGCGGCGGACCAGACCCAAGCCCUGUACGUGGGCGACGCCAUCCUGUCCGUGAACGGAGCCGACCUGCGGGACGCCACCCACGACGAGGCGGUGCAGGCGUUGAAGCGCGCGGGCAAGGAAGUGCUGCUGGAAGUGAAGUACAUGCGAGAAGCCACGCCUUAUGUGAAGAAAGGAUCCCCAGUAUCUGAGAUUGGGUGGGAAACACCUCCGCCUGAAUCCCCUCGGUUAGGGGGCAGCACCUCAGACCCCCCGUCAUCGCAGUCCUUCUCCUUCCACAGAGACCGGAAAAGCAUCCCCCUCAAAAUGUGCUACGUCACUCGGAGUAUGGCCUUGGCCGACCCUGAGAACAGGCAGCUUGAAAUCCACUCUCCAGAUGCUAAGCACACCGUGAUCCUAAGGAGCAAGGACUCAGCCACCGCCCAGGCAUGGUUCAGUGCCGUCCAUUCCAGCGUUAAUGACCUGCUGACCCGAGUGAUUACUGAGGUCAGAGAGCAGCUGGGGAAAACAGGCAUUGCUGGGAGCCGAGAGAUUAGGCAUCUUGGCUGGCUUGCAGAAAAGGUGCCAGGGGAGAGCGAGAAACAAUGGAAACCAGCCCUGGUUGUGCUGACUGAGAAAGACCUUUUAAUCUAUGACAGCAUGCCACGGAGGAAGGAAGCCUGGUUCAGCCCAGUUCACACAUACCCUCUUCUUGCCACCAGGCUGGUCCAUUCAGGUCCAGGAAAGGGAUCACCCCAGGCUGGUGUGGAUCUGUCCUUUGCAACGCGAACUGGUACCAGGCAAGGGAUUGAAACACACCUCUUCAGAGCAGAGACCAGCAGGGACCUCUCCCACUGGACAAGGAGCAUAGUACAGGGUUGCCACAAUUCUGCUGAACUCAUUGCUGAAAUCAGCACUGCUUGCACCUACAAAAACCAGGAGUGCCGUUUGACCAUACAUUAUGAGAAUGGAUUUUCUAUUACCACUGAACCACAGGAGGGUGCCUUUCCCAAGACCAUCAUACAGUCUCCUUAUGAAAAGCUCAAAAUGUCUUCAGAUGAUGGAAUCAGGAUGCUGUAUUUAGAUUUUGGAGGCAAAGAUGGAGAGAUUCAACUGGACCUUCAUUCCUGCCCCAAGCCAAUUGUUUUCAUCAUUCAUUCCUUCCUGUCAGCUAAGAUUACAAGACUGGGCUUGGUGGCCUGAAGACAGAGGCAACUUGCCUUUGAGAAAAGAAGGGCUGCAAUGCCACCAGAGAACGUGACGUCAGACACCAUCUGUAGUGAGCAGCGCACCAGAUGUAGCGUGCUACAGUCAGCUUUAGCUCUCAAGAGUCAUAUGUAACUGUCCCAGACUCUUCUAUCAGUUUCAGCAACUACAAGGGAUACCCUGCGAAAGUACCAUGAGAAAUAUCAGAGUAAAACUUUCUAGAACAGUACAAGGUUAAAGAGGUGAGGUGAUGGGAAAAGCACAGCAUAGCUUUGAAAUAAUGACAACCAAGGACAUGUCCAUUAGAACAGCAUGUGCAGAUCUUAAUCAUCCCAGUUCCUAGGCAGCUUGUUCACCAGGUACACAAGGGCCGAAUAGUUGAGAAAUGGCCAUUUUUACCUACUCCUCCUAGCCCCCUAUCCCCAGUAACAGUGAUCCCUUUUCUUAUUGUGAUUUAUUUCCUAAUUCUUGCUGAGUUGACUUUCCCUUGUAGGAAAAGAAAAAAUAUUUCAAAUAGAAACCCACCUUUCAUUUAAGUAUGAAGCAGCUGUUACUUUACAAAAAAUGAAUUAUCUUUCAAUGGUGUAGAAUGAUUCCAAAGUGUCUCCAUUAGCAUAUACUGAGUAGGAAUUAAAUAAAGCAUCAGAUACUGAUCUGAGCUGUAAGCUAGUAGAAUCUGAGCCAAAGUAGACUGCUUAAAUUGAUAAGCUUUGCUAAAGAGUUGUAUGCACAAAGGAUGAUUAAUUCUGGGACUAUACUCACACCAACGUCUGCUGUCUUAUAGCCAAGAAUUACAGCUUUAUUUAUAGAGAGUGAAUUAUGGGUAUUUUUUCAGAAAAUAUUGUCAUCUGAUAUACACAUAAAACAACUCACAUUGUUGGAGUUAACUAAUUAUCCCCAUUUCAUGGUUUUCAGUGGAAAUACUAAGCAACUUAUUGACCCUUGUUUUUGCCUGUGCUUGUAUGCAUGCAUUUUCAAGCAAGUAAUAGAGCGGCCUCAUUUAAAUCUGGAUAAUGCUGGGUUUUACAUAUAGACUGAGUGCUAUAAUCAAAUCUAUUGAUAGUAUCUGCCGUUCUUUCAGAAUUCCAGGGAAAUAAUAUAACGACCUGAUAUUUUUCUACAGGAAUAUUUUCAGACAUUAUAUAGCACGUUACUGAUUUAAUGCUUUUGCUUUUAUCUCUCAAAACAAAUUCACUAAAAAUAACACCUAUUGAUUUUGAAGUCACUUUUCUCAAACCUUGAAAAUGAGCUCUAGGAUCUCUAUAAAGAUUUCUAACACUUUUCCUGUAGUUUACACAGACAGACAUCUAUUGUUAGACCUGUGUGUUUUUAAAGAAUCAUAUGUUAACAAAUACCCAUGCAAAGAGCUUCAAAAAGUGAAACCGUGUUAAAGGAACACGAUUUUACUCACCCAGACAUAUUUGUUUAUUGAAUUGCAAAGUUUUAUUUUAAAUCAGCAUUUCCCCAAAGAAUAUAUCAUAUGACGCUAGUUCCAAGGGGCUUGACUGAGUGGUGUUUUGCUAGGGGGAGACAGGGAUUUGUUAACACGCUUUACUAAAUACUGAGCUGAAAAAUGUUAAACAGAUUUCACGAUUGCCUCCUUGAAGAUUUUAAAGUUCAUUGUGGUUCUGCAAGGGGAAAUCUGGUGAGCCAUUCCUCACACUUACCUACGGGACUCCUUUCUAAUGGAGCAUCUUGUGAAGCUAGUGGUUUUUUUUUGUUUUUUUUUUGGUUUUUUUUUUAAUGCUUUAGAAAACACAGCUUUAGGAUAUUGACUUUUUGUUCAUUUCUAUUUUCAAAUGCUGAAAAGUCAAGUCCCAGCUUGAAUACCAUAGAAAAGCUUUGAUGCAUUUGUAAAUUAUAUUGCACUCUUUCACUACAUAUUUUCAAAAUCACUGGAAUGUUGUUAUACAAGAGAAUUAUAAUUGUGUAUUGUAAAUAACAUAUUAAAAUACAUAUAUUAAUGCCAAUAGUUAAAUUCAACAAUAUGUAAUCUAAGGUGCUCGGUUCUACAUGAAGUAUGAGUUAACUGCUCAUAAUUAAGUUGUCAAGAUUCUAUUAUAUAUUUAUAGACAAAUUAAAAUGAUCAUAAUUACAAAUA